Molecule: messenger RNA, 6130 nt
Organism: Zootoca vivipara (common lizard)
Lineage: Eukaryota; Metazoa; Chordata; Lepidosauria; Squamata; Lacertidae
Source: RefSeq, a predicted model, not a curated record
GAGCUCGGCUUGGGAGUCACGGGGUGGGGUGCUGACUGUCACCCUCCCCCCCCAGAGUGGAACCUGGGGCAAACCACCCCUAUCGCCCCCCCUUGCUACGCCCCUGCCGAGACAUGGAGGGGGAGAAAAGGGAAAACCAGGACAUUCUGGGAUCAAAUGAGAAGCUUCUGUAAUUCCGGGACUGUCCUUGGAAAAUUGGGACAAUGACAAUAAUUCCAUGGAAUGGAACUGACUGGUUGCCCCUAGGUCAGUCUGGAUGGGGAAGAUUGGAAGAGGAGGAGGGAUUGUGCUACAAUAGUAUCAAUAGUAGAAUGUAUCCUUUAUUGCCAUACUUAAAGACCCAGGUUAAAGUUCUGGGGGCACAUGAAUCAAAGUCAGGUACAUUUCCAUUGGGGAAGAGGCAUAGCCCAUUAGUAGAGCAUGUGCUUUGCAUGUAAAAUGUCCCAGUUUCAAUCUCUGCCAUCUCUAGGGAGGGCUGAUAAUGCCCCCUGUCUGAAACCCUGGAGAGCUUCUGCCAGUCAGUGUAAGCUAGAUGGACUCAGCUAAGCUAGAUGGACUCAGGAUAGGACAGCUUCCUAUGUUCCAUCAGUGGGGAUACCACCACCGAAUAGAUUAUUUCUCCAGUCAUCAGGCCAUGACCCUCUGAAAGCAGCAGGGUCCGAGUCUCUAGAAACAAAAGGUUUUGUCUCAAUGUAGCCCAGACGUUCCAGUUCUGAUAAUAGUUAUCUGCAUAAUAUUUGAGAAAAGAGGAUGGGAGAGAAGUAGCUCCCCACAAGGUGUUCCCCCCCCCAAGUCUGUCUUUUAUUUUCUCUUUUUUCAGAAAUUUAACAUGUGGAACAAAGCUCACCCUCUCAUCAGAAUAUGCCCCUUUAUUUAUUUAUUUAUUUAUUUCCCCCUGCAUGUACAGAUUUACGUGUGUGUGUGUGUGUGUGUGUGGAUUGUAUUGUGUAGCUUAAAAGUCAUUCAGCACCAGGUUGGAUAAAAAUCGUCCCACCCCUCUCCCACACCCUGUCCUGUAUUUUGCAAGAACAAAGAACCUUAUCCUUAACACACCCUGCAAACAAAUCAGAACAAAUGCUCCGUAAACAGACCAUCUGGAAGAACCCCAAGAACUGAAAACAUGACCCCCAUUCAGCUGGUCCCAGUCAACAAUCUAUCAUCUGUGUGGAUGCUUCUGAGUGGCUUGAAGUCUCCUCCUUGUUUAUUUAUAAAUAAUAUUUAUAAACCGCACCUUGCCCAAAAUGUAAUUUGAAUCAGUGGCAGACCUGAAUCUGGCAUGUUGCAGUCAUUUAAUCUGUGGGUUUCCAGAACAUGAGUACCACUUCCAUCCUUUGAAUAUGUUAUUAUCUAACACCACUUCUUAUUUGCCUGGAUCAAGCUUCAGUUCAUUCACCCAAAUUGAGCUCAUUACUGGUUCCAAACAGCUGCUCAGGACACCUGGAUUAGAUGAAAAGGAGAGAGGGACAGAUCAGGAGGAUGUGAACUGCAUAUGGAAAGCUCUCCCCUCUAAUUCAAUUCAUGAUGUCUCUUCUCUCACUUUUUUCUGGGUCAACAUUGCAAUCAGAUGGGGAAUCUCAGCCAGUCUUUCCUUCAAAGAACAGCAGAUUAUGAUCUACUUUCCUCAGGCACUUGUUAAGCUUGUUUUUCCGCUAAACUCAAAUUUUACGUCAUGCUAGCUGUUCCUGCUAAAAUAUUUGCAUACUCUGAUGCGUCUCUGGGUCUUCUCAUCAGACAUCCUACUUUUCUCCUGGGAUGAACAAGACAAGGCAUCAGACUAUUGGCUGGUGGUCUUAUACAUAUUUUUGAGAUAGAUUGGAAGAGCUGGGGAUACUUUGCAUUAACUUUUCUGAUCCAGAAAAUGUUUUUGAAACAUGCUUGCUCUGGGGGAUUUUCUGGUUUUUUAUUUGUAGGGUGAAAAGGAGGCGAGAAAUAGAUGAUUAGCACUUUCCUGUGUGACCUGAAGACAAAAGCAGGCUCAGCAGUGGAACAGAUGCUGGUGUGGAUCUCAAGCUGGAGAUCAUGUUCCAUUUUCGAAGAAGAACUUUUUUAGCUACAGUGGUAUGUCUGGUGGCUCUUGCCUCUAUGCUGACACUUUCCUACUACCGGAUACGGAAAUACUCUUUACUACCAAAACUUGUUGCACAGAAAGGAAAAGACCUCUGCAAAGGAUGGGUCACCAAUAACUCAAUCUCUGCUUUGAGUGACAACAGAUCUUUUAUCAUCACUCCAUACUUUGAUGACAGGGUGGAAAAGCAGACUCGAGUGAUUGGAAUUGUACAUCACAAGGAAGUGAAGGACCACUAUUGCUGGUUCUGUUGCCCAGCUGAUGAUGUGGCCUUUAUCUCUAAGGCUGCAAUAGAUAUCCACUUGGAUCGUUUUGGAUUUCCCUAUGUGGUUGCAGACUUGAUUUGUUUGGAACCCUCACACUGUGAGCCUCGUUACAUGGCAUUGCAGUCAUCUGGUGAAGGAUCUGACAGUGGCAUGUCACCACAGUUUGAAAUAAAAAAUCGCCAGCGACAGAGCACUCUGGUGGACUUCACAGUGUGCAUCUCCACCAUGUUUGGAGACUAUAACAAUGUCCUCCAGUUCGUGCAGAGCAUUGAAAUGUAUAAACUCCUUGGAAUGCAGAAGGUGGUGAUCUAUAAGAACAGCUGCAGCCAGUUGAUGGAGAAAGUCCUUCAAUUCUAUGUGGUGGAAGGGACCGUGGAGGUGGUGCCCUGGCCAAUCACAUCCUACCUGAGUGUUUCUAAUAAAUGGCAUUUCACGGACGACGGGACCGAAAUUGGCUACUAUGGACAAAUCGCUGCUCUGAAUGACUGUGUCUACCGGAAUAUGUACAGGAGCAGGUACGUUCUGCUGAAUGACAUUGAUGAAAUUAUUCUUCCCAUUCAACAUUUGGAUUGGAAAACCUUGAUGCAAAAACUUGAGAAACAAAAUCCGGAGAUUGGUAUCUUCCUCUUUGAGAACCACAUUUUCCCAAAUAAUGUCUUCACCUUCCCCCCUGAUCAUGUUCCACAUUCUUGGAAUAUGGUACCUGGAGUCAACAUCCUGCAGCAUGUCCUCCGAGAACCAGACAGGAAAGAGGUCAUAAACCCAAGGAAAAUGAUUGUUGAUCCGAGGAAAGUGGUUCAGACGUCUGUUCACUCUGUCCUUCAGGGGAUCGGAGGCAGUGUGGAAGUCCCUGCUGAUGUUGCAAUUGUCUUCCACUGUCGGUCUCCUUUUCAACCGGAUUUGCCCAGGGAAUCCCUGAUCAAGGACACAACACUCUGGAGAUAUAACACGUCACUAAUAGACAGAGUUAACAAAGUGCUACAGAAUAUACUAUUAGAAGUGGUGAAGUAGUAAACACAGGAAACAUUACUGAUAUUUCUCUUUGGAGGCUCAUCCAAAAAGAUAUUUGGGAGCAAGUUGUACAGGAUGAAUUUCCAAUGCAUGUUCAAGAGAGGAUUAUCAUGAAUUAAAAAAGAACAUGUUUGCUCUUGACUUUCUUUAGAAUGUGACUCAUGGAGCUACAGAAAAAGUGAUGGCAUAAUUUGUCAUGCAUUGCAAAAGUGCACUAGAUAUGGGAAAUGAUGGGUCAGAGACCCAGUGGUCCGAUUUGUGUCAGCAUCCCAUCUAUAAUUGCAGCAAGAUUCUUCUGAGGUCAUGGACCAAAGUCAAGAGUAUCCAUCAAGGGCAACAUCCUUUUUGCACUGCGAUCCUAGCAACAAUUGUAAGGAUUAGGGUUAUAUUCACUGUUAGUUCUCCUCAGAAUAGACCCAUUGUAAUGAAUGAACAUGACUAAGUGAGGUCCAUUAAUUUUAAUGGGUCUCCUCCAAGUGCAACUUAGUUGAAUACAACCCAUCCUUGAUUAAGGAUCUGUUUAACUGUGUGUAGUCUGUAUAUAAAUAUAUCCGAUAUAGAUAUAAAUAUCAGUGUCAUAUGUGCAUAUCAUAUGAAUGCUUUUGUUCAAAAUUCCGGCCGAUCGUGCCCUUUUCUAGGUUAUUCCAUUAUGUCCAUCUUCCCAGUAUUCCAUGGUCCAUAAAUACACAGUCCUUGUGGUUCCCCCAACUGAGCUGCUAUCUCCCAUGUGUGAAAAUCUUGGCCACAUAAGAAAUGACAUGCACAGGCUGAAUUAUGGAAAUAGAAAGAACAAAACAUCUAACACACAAAGAAAUAGGUGAUGCUCACUCUCUACCACUUAGAGGAGUUCUACAAUCAGGAUAAUACAUAGUUGUAGAAAAAUUGUCACCUGCAAAUUGAGCAGAUUUGCAGGUUUGAUAUUAUAUUAAUUACACAAUUAAUUCCAGUUUGACCUGUUAAGGAAGCAGCAUGAUACUAUUCUGGAACCUUGUGUCAAGACCUACUGAGCAUCUUAAUCAGUUGCUCCCCUAUUUUUGUAGGCAUUGGCAACACCUCCACACCCCCUGCCAUGCAAAUCCUUUAAACUACUGGGGGCUAGAAACAUAUUUAUUCUCAAACAAACAACAGUAGAGAUUCAGAGGCAGCUGCUUUCCGGACCCAGUAAUGUGGUUCUGUUCUACCACAGACUUCCUCAGCUCAACAUUACACACUGUAUCCAGCUGUUUUCUAGUCAUAGUAGACCCAUGGAAAUGAAUGCAUAUUUAUGACCUUCAGUUUCAGUUUCCCCUUGAAACCUUGCAUAGGGCAAGAGUAGGGACAUGCGCACGGCAUGGAGAGUUCACGAGGCCGCAUUGUGCCCCCCCACCCGCGCAGGGUCCACCGGUGGCAGCCAGCCAACGUGCCCUUGGCAUGUGAAUCCCCCCCAAUGAGGGGGCUGGGUGUGUGGAGUGAGGCCAGGUCAGGCUUCGUGGCCCAGAGUCUCCCCAUGACAGGUGGGGUGGGGGUACAGGGAUCCCUGUUUUGCACCCCUUCAAAAUCAUGCACCUGAGGCUAUGGCUUCCCUACACACACACCCCACUUUGCCCCUGCUUCCAGCCUUCUCCAACCUGAUGCCCUCCAGAUGUUUUUUUUUUUUUGCCACAGGUCCCUCAGCCAGCCCCAAGCCACAUUUUAACUGGAGUCUGCCUUUUUGUAAUGCAGUUGAUUAAAAUACAAUCCUACUUGUGUCUAUUUGAAAAUAAGAGCCAUUGUGUUCAAGGUGGCUUACUGUCUAGCAAGUCUUUUAGGGAUUGUGUUCCCACUCAUAUACUGGUAGAUACUGUACCUUCCAUUCCAUCCAUCCUAAGUAUUGAUGAUUUCUUUUAAAUUUCCUGUUAGCUAGAGAAGUGAGAACUUCAGGAUGAAGAUUAGAGCCAAUCAAUGUGGCAAUUUUUUUGCAGUUGCUGCAAGAAAUAAGAAAAUCAAGAGAGGAUUUCCUAAAGCUGAAUGCAGUUCAGUGGACUCUCUGAAUUGCAUACCAUAAAACUACGUUGUUUGGCUUUUGAAUUCUGCUUUUGAGGUGCAUGGUUGACCUAUUUUAGCAAUCUUAACAUCAUUAAGGUGGGACUGACAUCUUAUUUGGUACCAUAGAGUUGGAGGGGGUCUUGUUUGAUGCAAGAAAUGAUGGCUAUGCUCUGCCUGCACAGUCUGAAGCAGCAAUACUUCUAAAUACCAGUUGCUGGAAACCAUAGGGCAGGAGAGUGCUCUUGUGUUUGAAUCCUGCUUGUGGGUUUCCUACAGGCAUCUGGUUGGCCACUGUGAGAACUGGAUGCUGGACUAGAUGGGCCACUGCCCUGAUCCAGGAAGCUCUUCUUCAGUUAUUAAGUUAUGAAGGGAGACCUCAAACUCAGGGAUCACAUAACUCAGGGUUCCCCAGCAGCCUGUUGGCACAAUUGGAAAGUUUUCUGUGGGUGGCAAUCACAAAUCGGUGUUAUGGGGUGUAUGGCAUAACACAAAAUGGCUGCUGUGGGGUAUUAUUAUUUAUUCAUUAUUACUAUUAUGGUAUGUUAUUGCCAUAAAAAGUUACUAAUGUACAGUAAGUGUGCCUGAUUCCAUUUCUCUUUAUACUGUGACAGUGAGUUCCACAGUUAAACCCCUAGAUUAAAUGGAAAGUACUUAAUAAUGUGGCUUGUUUGCGAUUAAACAUAAGCCUGUUUUCAACCUAUCAUGAAUGCUCUCUUGUACCAUGACACCCAAGAACAGGUUUUUUUUUCUUUAUUGUGUCACUUCUGAAGGUUGUUAAUGUGAU